CCAAUAUAGUGUGAACGUGCUGACCUUCGGGAGCGUUCCGGAGCAUAUCGAGAACAGCCGCGAUUGACACUACGUAUCGCUUUACCCCGAUGAAUCACCUCGCCCGUUCGAUACUGCCGAUGAGUCGAGCUCAUCUGACUACGGCCAUCGUGUCCCUUGGCACCAUCGUGGACGGAGCCGCCGCGUUUGCACUCAUGUGGACUGUGCUUCCGCCACCGCUGCGCAGGGUCGGCACACAAGCGUCGCGCUCGCCACUGCUUCUAUCCGUGCUGGAACGCGCGUAUGUUUGGUUUCUCGUGCAUAUCCGUCCAUCGAUCCAACGAUGGGCUAAGACAACGAUCCCGGCAGUCGUGAAACAUGGACGUGAAGUCUGCUUGGUGACAGCGCAUGAUCAUCUGUUGCCACAUCGAUAUACCCACAACCCCUGGCUUACACUGUAUCAAAGCUAACGCAAUUGUACCGUACAAGCAAGCAAUGUACACAGUCGCAGUUACAACUAAAACCAUUUAUUCACCUUAUUGUAU
Messenger RNA from Aphanomyces astaci, 524 nucleotides. RefSeq lists its product as hypothetical. The record is from RefSeq and is a predicted model, not a curated record. NCBI's taxonomy places the organism in Eukaryota, Oomycota, Saprolegniomycetes, Saprolegniales, Verrucalvaceae. The transcript has a single exon. The coding region runs from base 90 to 449 and encodes 119 amino acids.